Molecule: messenger RNA, 875 nt
Organism: Hyposmocoma kahamanoa
Lineage: Eukaryota; Metazoa; Arthropoda; Insecta; Lepidoptera; Cosmopterigidae
Gene: mRpL28
Product: 39S ribosomal protein L28, mitochondrial
Exons: 5
Coding region: 16-864 (282 amino acids)
Cellular component (GO): mitochondrial large ribosomal subunit
Molecular function (GO): structural constituent of ribosome
Source: RefSeq, a predicted model, not a curated record
UAACAAAAUAAUUAAAUGGCGUCAUCUCGUAUUCCGGGUACUGCGCGUCAGUUAUCGAAAACUUUUAAGCAUAGAAGCAGGUUUGAGGUUGGCAUCGCUGCCGAGCUACCCGCCGCUUACAAGAAGUUCUGGCGAGAAUGGAAAGUACUAAAGCCUGCCGCAGUACAUUUCGUUUCCCAAGAAGGCAGGUGGAGACGUGAUGAACUCACGGGCGAAACGCUACCUAUACAAAACAUCUCAUUGCCCCUCAAACAUCCUUCUGAAAUUCACGAAGGCAUUUGGGGUGGGGAAGCAGUUGUAAAAGGUUUCCAAAAACGUGAUCCAAUGAGACGCAGAGUCCCACACUACUGGGUGCCAGUGCUCAAGAGGACUGUAGUAAAGUCAGAGGUGCUUAACACCCACCUUUCAGUCACUGUUACUGACCGAACAAUUAGAUUAAUCAAUGACCACUAUGGAUUUGACCACUACCUACUCAAGACUCCUGCUUGUGACCUGGUGUCAAUGUUGGCACUGAAGUUAAAGAAACAAAUUUUGAUUGAAUUGAUGAAUGGAUGCCAGAGACUCUCUUAUGACCCAAUCAAGCAGAAGCAGAUUUAUGAAGAAUACAAAACCUAUUUGUCAUCUUACACUCCCGAGGAGAUUGAAUGGUAUGGCUUGACUUGGUAUGAAGCACUGUCAAAGAUAGCCAAACAGAAGGAAGCGGCUAACAGACCUGUCCCACUAAAGAAUGUGUACAGGAAAAAUCUUGUGGAUAAGCUAAAAGCUGCUGGAAUUGAAGAGACUAAGAACUCUCCUGAUGAUAUAUCCAACACAACAUCAUGGCUUUCAAAGAUGAACCCGUUCGGCAAGAAGGACGAAGCUUAGUAGGAGCAUAG